GUAUUUGUGAAUAUUGAUUGCUUGUUUUAUUCUGUAGAAGACGUGAUCUGAAAUGCUUUCUGAUCUUGUAUCCUCGGAAAGACUCGUGGGCAAAACCAUGAACAGGUCCAAGGUACUCCCCUGCGGGAACAUUCUAAAUGGUGUGGCUGGUCCAAAAAAUACGCGAAAUUUUUCUGCAAAUCAAACAUGGCGAGUGGAUAACUACGAUUCUUCGGGAGACGAAAGCAGGAGUUCGUCGCCUGACCGAUUGAAAGAGCCGAAAUAUCAAGUGAAGUUUGAGGCAGGGAAUGAUUAUGAUAGUAUUGGUAAAAAUCGACCCAGUCGUAAAAGCAGAUCUUCUGACUAUCUGGAUCGCCUUUUAGAGAGUAGAAAUACGUGUUCAAAAAUGGCCUCUAAAUACCCCAAUGAAACUUCUGUGAAUUUACGAAGGAAAAAAUCAUUUGAUUGUAUGGAUACACUGCUGAUGAAUAACGACCACUGUGAUAAAUUGGACAAAUUAAAUGCUACGAAUAAGCAAAAUAAUAGAAAGCGAGAUAAGCGUUGCAGGGAAAGACGGUCGGCUGACUAUCUGGAUGUUCUCCUUGCGGAUGAUUCAGAUGAGAACAGAAUGUCGAAUUAUAAAUUGUCUAACUCUAAAUACAGAGGUGAAAAGAGGUCAGGUGAUUACUUGGACCACCUACUGAGUAAAGAUUUCAACGAGGCGCCUAAAGAUUUCACUAGACCUUUCGGACAGAAAGGUAGAUACUGCACGGGUAGUUCACAAGAAUCAUCAGACGAUGAUGAACGUCAGCAAACUAGAAUGGAUCUGACAGGUAAUGAAGAUGGAGAUGAAUCGGAUGAUGGAGAUUACUUCAAGUGUUCUUCGAACAAGAGAGACAAGCCGAGAAAUGACGUAGAAAAAUUCAGCAGCAAGAGUUACAAAUCUGUGAUCACCCGGAAAGAAAGUUUUGAACGGGAAAGUGGCACUCUGAUGACUUCAGUUGAAGUGAAACGCUUGGAAUGUUACCGAGAAAGUGUUGAGGCAAAAACAGCAUCGGCGUUCGAGGAGCCGGGUAGUGAUUCUGAAUCCGAAUCGGACAGCGAGUUCUACCGGAAGUUGCGACAAAACCAGAAAUCAAAUAAAGAGGAGCCGAAAUUUCAUCCCAACUACGCUGGACCGACCGUAAGAAACGAAGUUGCGUUCACUGAUCUGCCCGCGAUUGAAGAGCUGAAAGAUCUCAACCUGGAAGACGAUGCUUACAUGCAGAUCAUUGGCCAUGUCAUGUCUGUAGUUGGCUUUAUGGUAAUUAUUAAGUCAGCCAAUGAAGCUAUGGCAUUGGAUGCGGAAACUGUUUUGUUCCACGAGGACAAAACUGCAUUCGGACAAGUGUUUGAAGUGUUCGGACCUGUGAAAGAUCCGUUCUACAUUGUGCGGUUCAACAACGAGAGUGAAGUUAAGUCAAAAGGUGUCAAGGUUGGGAUGCCAGUUUAUUGUUGUCUGUCCGAUUUUGACAUGACCAAAGUCGUGUUUCAAACGGAUCUGGAUCAAAUGAAGGGUUCGGAUGCCUCGUGGAGAAAUGAUCACGAACCUCCGGAGGGGGCUCUUGCGUAUAGCGACGACGAGCAGGAAAGAGAGGCGAGACGAUCUCUGGCUUUGAAGAAGCGUCAAAAUAGAGAAGACGCCAGUUUGUUAGAGGAGAACACAGUUGAUAUUUCAAGUGAAUCGGGGAAUUCUGGUAGCGAUGGAGAAAUCAAAUCAGACAGCGAGACGGAAGCAGAAGUCAAAAGAAAUAAAAAGCAGCGAAAAUCGAAGACUGUCAAUAAAAAACUUUCAAAGAAUUCAGAAGACCGCCUGGAUGAAAAUAUCUCGGGGUUGCCUCUAAAAGUGUGUAGACCAAUGGGAAUGGCUUUACCUGACGCAGAUGAUAGCAUAACUCUUAAAACAGAGAAGCAGAGACAUCGCAGACGUAAAAUGGAAGACAAGUCGCACGGAAAGAAUCAAAGAAACCCGUUUUGGGAUAAUCCAAUGAAACCUGUCGCCAAAGUUGGAUAUAUUGAACCAAUUGACGUACUGUAUAUGAAGGAAAUGGAAAAGAAAAAAGGUGUUCCUAAAAGAAAUGUGUCUUUCCCGGAUCCGCCGCCUCCUCCCCUUAAAGACUGGAUGGCACCUGUAACUUCAUUCGCUAGCAGCAGUAUCUCUAACUACCAGUGGUCAGAACAAAGUCCACUUGGGUUCCAGAAUAAACCACCAAAUAGUUCUAGUGCUAAUUUUUCAAUGCAGCCGAUUAUGUCGUGUGAUCCGAAUGCUAUCGCAUCAAGAAAUAGACCUCUCAAUUCAAAUAGUGGAUCUAAUUCGGCGCCUAGUUUAAUGCCUCCUCAAGAGUCUAUGAACUUCGCACCUACCAUGCCUCCUCCGCCCAUGCCGCCGCCGCACUCUAUGCCGAUGUCUUUCAAUAACGGAAACGAGAAUCCCUUGUACCGAGGGAAUAUCAUGAGUACAACUCCGAGAAAUGUCUUCGCACCACCGCCUUAUGAGAGCAAUUUUCGACCUCCGCCUUUGAUGAUGGCUAAUCAAGCGUCACAGGGAUCUAAUUUUGGUAUCUUGCGACCUCCAGUGUUUCCUGGAAACCAAAACGUGACCCCCAAUUUUCCGAUAAGGGGUCCAAAUUUUGGAAACUUUCUUCCUCCACCAGCGCCUCGUGGAUUAGUGGUGUCAAACGUUUCUUUCGGAAAUAAUAUGGGUGUAGGCAUUUCAAAUACUGUCAAUGUGAAUUCGCGAAUGGCACCACCUUUCUUUGCAGCGUCUUCAGUUUUAGCCGGAAAUCAACAACAAUCUCUUUUUGGGCGACCUCCAGUUCCUGUUGCAGCCUUCAACAAAACUUACUAACUGCUUUUGCCUAAAAAAGACUUCGUUUUAUUUAUGUUACUUAUUUAAACUGAACGGUUGAGAGUUGAUAUGAAUCAUGGCUAAAAUUUACGCUUACAAAGA
This is a messenger RNA of Symsagittifera roscoffensis, 2968 nucleotides long. RefSeq lists its product as uncharacterized. Gene Ontology annotation, cellular component: sno(s)RNA-containing ribonucleoprotein complex. NCBI's taxonomy places the organism in Eukaryota, Metazoa, Xenacoelomorpha, Acoela, Convolutidae. The transcript has a single exon. Bases 53 to 2866 code for a protein of 937 amino acids. The record is from RefSeq and is a predicted model, not a curated record. Gene Ontology annotation, biological process: ribosome biogenesis; pseudouridine synthesis; box H/ACA snoRNP assembly. Gene Ontology annotation, molecular function: RNA binding.